AUCCCCUUGUCCUCGGGAUGGGAUAAUAGUAGCACCAGGACUAGAGCCCAUUGUUGUUGGCCAUACGCAGAUGGAGCGGGCUUGCAGCUUGUUGUAUUUUUAUCACUAAUAUUGCAUGCGACGACAACAGUGGCAAUAAUAUACUGAAAUUCCCGUCACGGACGAGGGGAUUCCAAUCCCAGCGUUGCAAUCCUCUCUGGAGGCUGGCUGUCAUGAAAUCCCUUGUGCGCACCCUGUCGAGGCCGACACGACUGGUCCGUACUACUCUGCCGAUAUGUACUCGACAGCUUAGUGUCUCGCCGGCCCGCUCGAGGAGAGAAUCCAAGUCCAAAUCCAAAUCUUCACAGCAAAUAUCUUAUACUAGCACGUCAACCACCUCGACUCCUACCGCAGGGUCAGGCAAAUCCGAUGCGUACUACAACUUCCGUCGAUUGGUGCAGAAACACUUCAACACCCUUCUCGACAAGCUUGAUUCGAUGGACCCCCGAAGCGACGAGUACAGGGGCUUUGGAUUCACAGGGUCACGCAACAUCCGCACAACGGCCAAAAAAUUCACCGACGCUCUCGAGGCGAGCUUCAACUUGGCGGCGCAUGGGAGUCACAACAGGACCGAUAAUCCACUGUUCUGGAGCUUGCGCCAUGGGUUCGUCACAGGAAACAUUGGUGGGCUAAACAGGGAGAUCAAAUACGCCUUUCGCAGCUUCACUGGUCAUACCAAGUACAGUCCUCCUUCGACACAUAUCCUUCCCAAGCUGGGUGAUUUCCAGCACCCUACAGAAUGGUUCCCCGGUACACGAAGCAUGCAGAGGAAAAUACAUCUUCACGUCGGCCCGACAAAUUCUGGAAAGACAUACAACGCACUCAAGGCACUGGAGAGCGCGACAACAGGGGUCUACGCAGGACCACUGAGACUGCUGGCCCACGAGGUGUAUACUCGCAUGGUGGCCAAGGGCAGGAGCUGUGCUUUGCUCACCGGAGAGGAGCAGAGGUGGCCGGAAGAUACCCAAAGUUUUAUCUCUUCCUGCACGGUGGAGAUGGCACCGCUGAAUACAGUCGUCGAUGUGGCGGUCAUUGACGAGAUCCAGAUGAUUGCGGAUCCGGAUCGGGGCUGGGCUUGGACGCAAGCCGUUCUUGGAAUACAAGCACGCGAAGUUCAUCUCUGCGGUGAGGAGAGAACCGUGGAUCUCAUCAAGAGAUUGGCUGAGAGCAUGGGAGAUGAGUGCAUCGUGCACCAAUACGAGAGAUUGAGUCCGCUGGAGCCGAUGAACUCAAGUCUGGGCGGUGAUUUGAAAAAACUUCAAAAGGGUGACGCGGUUGUCGCCUUUAGCAGGAUUGGUCUUCACGCUCUCAAGCGAGGUAUUGAAAAGCAGACGGGCAAGCGGUGUGCUAUUGUUUACGGUUCCUUGCCUCCCGAGACCAGAGCAGAACAGGCCGCACUGUUCAACGACCCGGAUAACGAAUACGACUACAUCGUGGCGAGCGAUGCUAUAGGCAUGGGCCUUAACCUGGAGAUCAGGAGAGUCGUGUUUGACACUACCAACAAGUUUGACGGCUCAGAACGACGUUUCUUGGGGGAAUCUGAAAUUAAGCAAAUCGGCGGCAGGGCCGGCCGCUUUCGCAGUGCAGCUCAGGCCAUACAGAGUGCAACGGAGGGCGACGAGGAGAUUGCGCGCAGAGCAGUCUCCCGUCCAAGCGUUGGUUAUGUUACUUGUGUGGACGACGGCGACUUGCGCAGAAUCCAGAAGGCUUUCGAAGUGGAAGUGCCCCCGAUCAAGGCGGCAGGACUGUUGCCGCCCGCGGCCAUCAUUGAGAAGUUCUCGUCGUACUUUGCGCAGGACACGCCGCUAUCACACAUUCUUCUCAAAAUUCGAGAGGUGGUCAGGACCUCGGAUGACUAUUUCGUCUGCAAUUUCGACGACUGGAUCGAGGCUGCAGAUAUCAUCCAGGCUUUCCCCAUGCCGAUUUCCGACCGCCUUGUGCUGCUUUCAGCACCAUUGGACUACAAAACCAAGGAGUUUAUGCGAAUAUGCGCCAAGUGUGUGUCCGAGCUGAAAGACGGGCAUCUUCUGAGCCUGGACGGGCUCGAACUUGAGGUGCUUGACGUGGACGACACGUGCUUUAACAAAUAUAGGGCCCAGGAGCAGCUGAACAAACUCGAAACUCUCCACAAAUGUCUCAUUUUAUACCUCUGGCUCAGCUAUCGAUACCAGGGCGUGUUUGUCAGCCAGGAUCUUGCGUUCCACGCCAAGUCGCUCGUCGAAGAGAAGAUACGUGAGAGGCUCGACAAGGUGGACUUUAGGUUGGAUGACAGGCUCGAACAAAAGAGGAAGAUCGAAGCAUUGAUGUUGAAGAACCAAGCCAGGAAGAAGGAGAUGUUGCAGGAGGCUGGUUUAGUGUAUGAUACGACGGGUAGUUCGUUGGCAGCAGACGCUCCGGCACAGCAGGCCGUCGCAUACGGGUCAGAUGCUGUUUCAGCGAGACUCUAGGUGCAUUGCAUCUUGUAUAUUACGGAACCUACUAGCAUUCCUCUUUUUGUAUAUUAGACAAUUUGUACGUGGCAAUUGUUUGUAUGAUAGAAUCUGGUAAAGUAAUACCCCAACAAUGCCCCUAUUUGUACAACGGACGUUUAGAAACGCAUAGCAGGCAGGCCGCUAGA
This is a messenger RNA of Pyricularia oryzae 70-15, 2656 nucleotides long. RefSeq names its product ATP-dependent RNA helicase SUV3. Gene Ontology annotation, molecular function: hydrolase activity, acting on acid anhydrides; ATP binding; RNA helicase activity. NCBI's taxonomy places the organism in Eukaryota, Fungi, Ascomycota, Sordariomycetes, Magnaporthales, Pyriculariaceae. Gene Ontology annotation, cellular component: mitochondrial degradosome. The transcript has a single exon. The record is from RefSeq and is a predicted model, not a curated record. Gene Ontology annotation, biological process: mitochondrial RNA 3'-end processing; RNA catabolic process. Bases 213 to 2486 code for a protein of 757 amino acids.